Messenger RNA from Aureobasidium subglaciale EXF-2481, 1269 nucleotides. RefSeq lists its product as uncharacterized. NCBI's taxonomy places the organism in Eukaryota, Fungi, Ascomycota, Dothideomycetes, Dothideales, Saccotheciaceae. The transcript has a single exon. The record is from RefSeq and is a predicted model, not a curated record. The coding region runs from base 128 to 856 and encodes 242 amino acids.
CAGUGUCCCAAUGUUGAGAUCCGAUAGACUUAACGCUCGAGGAUAGAGGAUUGAAAGACUAGUGGGCAUAUCAACCCUCAGCUCACAAUCUGGUCACCACGUCAAUCACUUGUCGCACUGCUACGGUAUGAUGAUUUGGGUUACACGCAAGGUAGAAACUCCAACUGCUCGUCUGACAGAUUCCUUCAUUUUCAGCUUCAGCUCCGCUCCAAGACAACAAACUUGCAUUAAUAUACCCUUCCUCUAUCCUUGCUGUGUCAUUGCCUCUCUUACGCUAACAGAACGGCCAACGUCGUGCGAAAUCUCUCUUCAAGGUCUUGUGCUGCAUCUACAUCCCGAGUUCAAACAACCACCUCAAGCUCCGUUGCCAGCAGAAUCAUCAACCUCCAUUAGCGACCUCUUGACUUUGAGGUCUACUUCUGCCUCUAGCUGCAUCAUCCUGGCUUGGAGCUCUGCUCGGAAUACCACUCGCACCACAUUGUACCUCUACCCUGCUGGGAUGAUUGCUACCCUGUCUCUCACUAGCAGCUCUGCUUGUACGUCUGCUUGCGUGUCUGCUUCCCGCUGCCUGACUAGGUCGUCUGCUCCCCGUAGCUUGACUAGGAUGCUGACUUACACCCCCACCAGCUCCUUCACCGGCUGCUCCAUCACCGCCAGUCAGGCCGUUACCACCCUCAAGAUCAGCCAAACUAGCUUCAGCCUGCUCAACCUGUUUCUUCUGAACAAUCUUCUCACACCAAAUCUUGAUCUCCCAAUCGAAGACUUUGACCCAGAUGUACCAGAAUGCGAUUACUCCGCCGAUUGUGAGGAACAUGGCGAGGAAGACUGUGACGUUUGCUUUCAUUGUUGCGGAUGAGCCUUGGAACUUCGAUGACUUGAUUUUCAGUGGUGUUUGGUUUUUGGCUCGGUUUGCGCUUUUUCGAUGGUGGAUUUUGUUGUUUGGAUGUUGAUUGGUUGAAAGGAGCGAGAGUUGUGGAUGACGAUGUUUGUGGAUGUUUGUGGUUUCUCUUUCGAGGCUGAUCUGACGGUGAUCUUGUCUGUGGAUCUCUUGCUGCUGUCGGUCUCGAUGGUUUGUGGUUUUGUCCGUCGUUGUUGGUCCGCGGCUUCAAUGCGGUAUGCGCAAAGUGUGAGAUCGUGUCGAUAUUAUAUGUCCUCUUGGAGAGACAAAACGAAUGUGGAUGAGAGCGUGACGAAGUGAACAAUGAUCAUGCCAUGAUGAAGACACUUGCGCGCACAAAAACGAAAAUCGGUGGAAGAAAAUGCUGAAGA